CGCAGGCGCACAUGCUUUAGAACAACCCACGGAGCUGAGGAUUUCACAUAACACUAUGGGCCGCAAGAAGGUUGCUCCCGGGUCCAAGACAGAGGGCGGUCGUGUUCGGCGACCCCCUGGCCGCUCUCUGGAUGCUUUCGCUGAGGAGGUGGGCGCUGCGCUGCGCGCAUCGGUGCAGACUGAAGAGGCCGAGAACCAGAAUGGCCCGGGCCCUGCGGCGCUGCCUUGUGCCUUGGCUAUGUGGGAGCUUGGCCACUGUGACCCCAAGCGCUGCACGGGCCGCAAACUGGCCCGUCUGGGUCUUGUGCGCUGCCUGCGCCUGAGCCAAAGAUUUGGCGGUCUGGUGCUCAGCCCAGUAGGCACUCAACAGCUGGUGGCACAGUCAGGGAUCGCUGUCAUAGACUGCUCUUGGGCCAAAUUGGAUGCGACACCCUUUGGAAAGAUGCGAGGGAGCCACUUGCGGCUCCUACCUUACCUCGUAGCUGCGAACCCUGUCAACUAUGGCCGGCCCUGCAAACUUUCCUGUGUGGAAGCUUUCGCUGCUGCCUUCUGCAUCGUAGGCUUUUCAGACCUUGCUGUCAUUUUGCUUCGGAAGUUUAAGUGGGGCAAGGGCUUCUUGGACCUGAACCGACAGCUCCUGGAUAAGUACGCUGCCUGCCGUGGCCCAGAGGAGGUGCUAGAGGCUGAACAGGGGUACUUGGCUAGCACCAAGGACACCCCUGAGGAGGAGAACAUCGAUCCCUUUGACGUGGACUCAGGGCGGGAGUUUGCAAACCUCAACAGACCUGUGGCCAGCACCCGUCUGCCUAUGGACACGGAUGACACCGAUGAGUCAGAGGACCACAGCGAGGAUUCCGGGGAGGACAGUGAUGAGUGUGAGGAACAAGGACCUGGUGCUAAUGGGGACAGCAGCUACUCUCAAGCAGAAGAGAUCCCAGAACAAGAGGCUCAGGCCAGAGACUCCCCUGAAAUUUGGAAAGGAAUCAAGAAACGACAGAGAGACUGAAGGUUGCAAACAAUAUUAUUGAAGAUGGUAUGCACUAAUCAGAAGUGGCAGUAGGACCUGGGGACGGACUGGCCUGUUGGGACAAUUCUGGGACAGCCUUGUUUGGAGUCCUGCCUUAGAGCUCUCAAUAAAGCCAAGGAGGUGCCCCCAC
Messenger RNA from Rattus rattus (black rat), 1157 nucleotides. It is a transcript of the gene Tsr3, whose product is annotated as TSR3 ribosome maturation factor. Lineage: Eukaryota; Metazoa; Chordata; Mammalia; Rodentia; Muridae. The record is from RefSeq and is a predicted model, not a curated record. Gene Ontology annotation, molecular function: rRNA small subunit aminocarboxypropyltransferase activity. Gene Ontology annotation, biological process: maturation of SSU-rRNA.